AUGGUGGAUAAUUUAGAGGGAGGAAGCAACAAUAAAAUUGUCAAGAUUUCCAUCUUAUUCUUCAUUGUUGCUAUUUGUUGCCUUGUUCUUAAUUAUCACUCAAACACAUACAUUUUAGAUUUUUUUCCAAAUUCAAACAACUCCUAUUUGUUUCAAGAUUUAAAGAAAGGGAAUUCAAUUCCUCCUUCAUUAUCAACCAAUGACACCAAUAUUAGUGGGGGGAAAAGCUCUAGACCAGAAAAUUAUCUAACUUCAAAGAAGCAGCAGCAAAAUGAAUUAAAAAAAGUGUUAAAAGAGGCAUCCAUGGGAGACAAAACAGUAAUAAUAACAACUCUAAAUGCAGCAUGGACAGCUCCAAAUUCAAUUUUUGAUAUUUUCUUGGAGAGUUUUAGAAUUGGAAAUAAUACAAAAUCUUUGUUGAAGAAUUUAUUAGUUAUAGCUUUUGACCAAAUUGCUUAUUCACGAUGCUUGGAGAUUCACACACAUUGCUAUGCAUUAAUCACUAAAAAUGUUGAUUUUUCUGGAGAAAAACAAUAUAUGAGUGGUGAUAAUUUGAAGAUGAUGUGGAGGAGAACUGAUUUUCUAAGAAUUGUUCUUCAAAUGGGAUAUAGCUUCAUCUUCACGGAUGCAGAUAUAUUGUGGUUUCGACAACCAUUUGCACAUUUUUAUUCACAUGUCGAUUUCCAAAUUGCUUGUGAUCAUUAUCUAUAUAACUCAUCUGACCCGGAUAACGAUCCAAAUGGAGGAUUUAAAUUCGUGAAGUCAAAUAAUCAGACGAUACAAUUCUACAAGUUUUGGAACAAAUCAAGAAAAACUUAUCCAGGAAAGAAUGAACAAGAAGUGCUCAACAUAAUCAAAUAUGGUCCUUAUAUCAAGAAAAUUGGAUUGAAAAUGAGAUUUUUAGACACUGCUUAUUUUGGAGGAUUUUGUGAACCUAGCAAAGAUCUUAAUUAUGUGUGCACAAUGCAUGCAAAUUGUUGUAUAGGUCUUGAUAACAAAAUACAUGAUUUAAGAAUGGCCAUUGAUGAUUGGAAAAAUUAUAUGGCAUUGCCAAGUAAUGAAAGGAAGUCAAAUAAUUAUACUUGGACUGUUCCAAGAAUAUGUGGAUAAAUGAACAACUUUUUGUCUGUUUCAAUUUUUUUGUCCUACAUCACUAUAUGUUUUUUUUUUUUUAUAGAAAUUAUAGUACAAAAUUUGUAUCAUGCAGAUCUAUCAAAAACAUAUAAU
This is a messenger RNA of Solanum dulcamara, 1227 nucleotides long. RefSeq lists its product as uncharacterized. NCBI's taxonomy places the organism in Eukaryota, Viridiplantae, Streptophyta, Magnoliopsida, Solanales, Solanaceae. The transcript is spliced from 3 exons. Bases 1 to 1110 code for a protein of 369 amino acids. The record is from RefSeq and is a predicted model, not a curated record.